Messenger RNA from Drosophila santomea, 478 nucleotides. It is a transcript of the gene Sdhaf3, whose product is annotated as succinate dehydrogenase assembly factor 3, mitochondrial. NCBI's taxonomy places the organism in Eukaryota, Metazoa, Arthropoda, Insecta, Diptera, Drosophilidae. The transcript is spliced from 3 exons. The record is from RefSeq and is a predicted model, not a curated record. Gene Ontology annotation, cellular component: mitochondrion; mitochondrial intermembrane space. The coding region runs from base 99 to 461 and encodes 120 amino acids. Gene Ontology annotation, biological process: succinate metabolic process; mitochondrial respiratory chain complex II assembly.
CACUGGCUGCCUCAAAACAGUUGUUAUUUGCUCAAUUAUUUUUUAGUCAGCUGCUAAGAAAUAUAGUAUUAGAAUGUUAUUUAUGAAAUAAACUCAGGAUGUCAAGAAUUUUGAUGAGCCAACUGACCCACCCGCAGCGCGUCCGCCUGCUGUACAAAACGAUCCUCCGCCUGCACAGAGGUCUUCCAGCGGAACUGCGUGCUCUGGGCGACAACUAUGUGCGGGACGAGUUCCGGCGACACCUCAAGUGCAAUCCCAUGGAGGCACAGCUAUUUAUGACAGAGUGGGCCCGAUAUGCGUCCACAAUCACCCAACAACUGGGAAUUCGGGGCAAGCCCAAGGGGGAUUUGGGCGAAGAGAUUGACCCGACGACCGUGGAAAUGCUGAAGGAUGACCAGGUAGUCCAACUAUACGAGCUGAUGCUGGCGGCCAAGGGAGUCGAAGAUGUGCAAGGCAAAUAAAUUAGUUGAUUAUUUUA